Molecule: messenger RNA, 1020 nt
Organism: Salvia splendens (bonfire salvia)
Lineage: Eukaryota; Viridiplantae; Streptophyta; Magnoliopsida; Lamiales; Lamiaceae
Exons: 2
Coding region: 266-913 (215 amino acids)
Molecular function (GO): nucleotide binding
Source: RefSeq, a predicted model, not a curated record
UACUCAUUUUUCUUAACAUUUCUUAAAACUUAUGCCGAAUCAAACUUGAACAACAUUUUGCAAACAGGGGGAGUACUACUAAAUCGAAUCGAAUAACAAUGGUCCAAAACUAACCCCAUGUCCAAAAGAGUUGCAACAUGUCACAUUUUCACCAGUCUUCAUUGCUUUUAUUCCCACAAAUCAACCUCAUAUUGUUAUCCAUAACUAUCGUUGCAAAUUGAUAACCACUAAACAAUUACACCAAAAAUCAUCAAUUUGCCAAAAAAUGGCCACCGAUCCGCCGGCGCCGGCGCCGGUGCGCUUCGGCAUCGUUGGCUGCGCCAACAUAGCGCGCAAGGUGUCGCGCGCCAUCCUCCACUCCCCCAACUCCACCAUCGUAGCCGUGGGGAGCCGCUCCGCGGCCAAGGCCGCCGCCUUCGCCGCGGAAAACGGCUUCUACGACGCCGUGCUGGACGACCCCGACGUCGACGCCGUGUACAUACCGCUGCCGACGAGCCUCCAUCGCCUCUGGGCCGUGGCGGCGGCGCAGAGGGGGAAGCACGUGCUACUGGAGAAGCCGGUGGCGCUGAGCGCCGCCGAGCUGGAUGAGAUCCUGGCGGCGUGCGAGUCCAGUAGGGUGCAGUACAUUGAUGCUACCAUGUGGAUGCACCACCCUCGCACGGCCGAGAUGGAGGCCUUUCUGGCCGAUCAACGGCGCUUCGGCCGCCUCCAAGCGAUCCAUAGCAUUUUCUCGUACAAUUGUGGUGGCCAAGAUUUCCUCGAAAAUGACAUCCGUGUAAAGCCGGAUCUCGACGCCCUAGGGGACGCCGGGUGGUAUUGCAUCCGGGCGAGUCUUUGGGCGGUCAACUAUCGCCUCCCAAAGACCGUUACCGCUCUCAAAGAUGCAGAGUUGAACGAAGCAGGGGAGAUCUGAUGAUUCCGCGAAUUUUUGAUGUUAGUAAAAGCACGUAAAAAUAAAUUACGACACAGAGAAUUUUACGUGGUUCGAUUUACUGAGGUAAAUCUACGUCCACGGGGAGA